AUGAGACGUUCAGUCCUGCUUUCCUCAAAGCGGAAUUCCGUCACCCCAAAGUCUACAACGACUUUGUUAAAACCAAAAGUUCCAGUCAAAGAGGAGAGCCUUCUCCACCCGCAGAAGGCGUUGUUAGUAGUUGGUCCAAAAGUUGAAGAAAAGAAAGAGAUAACCAAAGUCUACAAAAUGAUGUGGACUAAGAACACUCCGAAGAAGCAAAAGACUUAUAACGACGGGUUUAUCGUUGUCAAAUCGAAUAACAUUGGGUUCCUUCACGACGAAGAAGACAAACAAAUUGGAAAAAUAUCUAAUGUAUCGAAGGAAAUAACUCCCGACAUGAUAGGAGGGGAGUCGACAAUACUUUCAGGGAAGUUGGUUGAAAUCAUGGAAGAGAUACCGGUUGCCAACUACUUAUCUGGGAAACUCUUUUUAAAAGAAACCCCGACGGAGAGUGCACUUCCAAAGGCACUUCCAAUCACGAAAAAGACUUUUCUGAGCUCAAAUGCACCAAUGAGAAAGAAGGUUGCGCUUUAUGACAAAGAAAACCCAUUUGCGUUUGUUGUGGACGAUAAGAAAGAACCGCCAGUGUUGAUCGACCCUUAUUUGGGGAAGCACUUAAGACCACAUCAAGUCGAAGGAAUUAAGUUUAUGUAUAACUGUGUUAUGAGAGGAGAUGACUCCGGGUGUAUUUUGGCAGAUGAGAUGGGUCUUGGGAAAACACUUCAAACGAUCGCGCUGAUAUGGACACUGUACAAACAAUGCAACGUGAAAAAAACAGUUGUUGUCUGCCCGCAGAGUCUGAUUGGAAAUUGGGAAAAUGAGUUCAUGAAGUGGCUUGGCACAGAGAGAAUCCCCGUGAAGACGGGAAGCUCGGACGCUUUGAUGAAGCAAAAGGUGGAAGACUUCAUCAACGAUUAUAUCCCUGUUUUGAUCACAAGUUACGAGCAAGUCAGGUCGCAUGUUGAAACACUCAAGAAAACAAAAAUUGGAUUACUCAUUUGCGAUGAAGGACAUCGGAUCAAAAAUUUGAUGACCAAGACAAACACUUCCCUGCAAAACCUCGGAGCAAGCCGACACAUCAUUUUGAGUGGGACCCCAGUGCAAAACGGACUUGAAGAUUUCUAUUCACUUGUUGAGUUCUGUUGUCCUGGGAGUCUUGGACCCCUUAGGACAUUUAAAAGAGUUUUUGCAACGCCAAUACAAAGAGCACAAGACGGAGAUGCGACUCUGGAAGAAAUUGAACUUGGGAAGGAAAGAGCAAAGGAAUUAACAGUUAAGUUGAAUGAUUAUGUGCUCAGAAGGACAUCAAAGAUCAACGAAAAGUACCUUCCGGACAAGACGGAGAUUGUUGUGUUUGUCAAACCAAGCAUCGUUCAAAAGAAAAUAUAUGCGAUGAUGCUCAACGACUUGAAGAUGAAAAGAGUCGACCAAAGCGCUGCUCUUCAAUUCAUUCAACUGUUCACAAAAUUGUGCAACCACCCCCUCUUGGUGAGGGAUUAUUUGGUUGAAAAUUACAAGGACGUCGACAAAGAGAUUCUUGACAUAUUAAAUCAAGAGGUGGCCAAUUUGGAAGGGUCAAAUAAAUUCAACGUGACAGUGAAAUUCAUCGAAGAGAUUAUAGAAAAUAGCGAAGAGAAAGUUGUUGUCGUUUCUAAUUACACGAAGACGCUCGACGUCUUUGAGAAGUAUUUUUCUACACGCGAAGAAUCGAAAAUCAAAAUAUUGAGAUUAGACGGGAAGACGAGUCAGAAAAGUCGAGACACAAUAGUAGAAAAGAUUAAUGACAAGAAGUCCGGGUACAAUGUGUUGCUCCUUUCAAGUAAAGCAGGGGGUGUUGGUCUCAAUUUGAUUGGGUGCUCUCGUCUUAUUUUGUUUGACCCCGACUGGAACCCAGCGAAGGACAAACAAGCGAUGGCGCGCAUUUGGCGAGACGGUCAAAAGCGAAAGGCGAUGAUUUAUCGAAUGCUCUGCACGGGGACUAUUGAAGAGAAGAUCUACCAACGACAAUUACAAAAGAACCAAGUGAGUGAGAGUGUGGUCGAGGAGCAUCUUGAGAUGGGUAAAAGUUUGAGUUUGGAACAAUUGAUGAAGGUGUUUGAGUUGAACGAAAACACGUUAUGUGAUACACACGACUUGCUGCAAUGCGAUUGUGAGGGUUCAGGAACGGCGAACAAGAGCGGAGAAAAACAUUUGACGAUGGAUCGAAUUGAGUCGAUUGCGUCGGUCGAUGGACUUAUCACACGAUUGAAAGACGUCAAAGACCUCAUUUCGAUGCUUUUUGUCUGCGAGUUUCACAAUGAGUCGAGGUGA
Molecule: messenger RNA, 2301 nt
Organism: Entamoeba invadens IP1
Lineage: Eukaryota; Evosea; Mastigamoebida; Endamoebidae
Product: DNA repair and recombination protein RDH54, putative
Exons: 1
Coding region: 1-2301 (766 amino acids)
Biological process (GO): double-strand break repair via homologous recombination; reciprocal meiotic recombination
Cellular component (GO): nucleus
Molecular function (GO): DNA translocase activity; ATP binding; ATP-dependent chromatin remodeler activity
Source: RefSeq, a predicted model, not a curated record